Molecule: messenger RNA, 1326 nt
Organism: Amphibalanus amphitrite
Lineage: Eukaryota; Metazoa; Arthropoda; Thecostraca; Balanomorpha; Balanidae
Product: translation initiation factor IF-2-like
Exons: 3
Coding region: 1-1326 (441 amino acids)
Source: RefSeq, a predicted model, not a curated record
AUGAGGGCGAGACGGCCGGGCGGCGCGCGUCCGAUCGACCCCAUGGAGCGGCUGCAGGUGGCGCUACCCAGUCUGCCUCCGCUGCCCGGUGAGAAUGCCGCCGACUCCGGCUCCGGCUCCGGCUCCGGCUCCGGCACCGGCUCCGGGCGCGGCUCCGGGGGACAGGUGACACUCACACUGGUGCGGAGGUCGCCGCCCGGGCACGGCCUCGAGCGGCCCCGGCCGGUACCGCGGCGCGACCAGCAGGUGAACACUGAGAUUACUCUGACCGGCGGCCGGCCGGGGAGACCAGCGCGCCCCGCGCGAGAUACCGCAGUCGAGGUCACCCCGCAGCUGAUCCGACAGGCCCUGCGGCAGCUCAUCCAGGCGGGCCGGCGGCGCUCGCUCGAGUCGGCUGUCGUUCCGCCGGCUCCGGCCCCUGCUCCUGCUCCGGCUCCGGCCCUAGCGCCGGUACCGGCUCCAGCUGAUCCUGCCGCCGAGACCGCCCGGUCGGAGGGUCCAGCCGAACUGAUCAGUAGCUGGGGCCUGCUGAUGUCCGGACGGCGGAAGAACGUCAACAUCUACCUGGGCGUGCCGGACCUCCGGACUGACGCAGCCAGCGACGAUGAGCGCUCCGUACUCAGCGCGUGUCGUCUGAUACAACCCAACUCGGUGGUCCGCACACCCAUCGCGCCGGCAUCUAAAACUGCCCCCCGGCCCGACCAGCCGACCGGUCAUCAGGACAGCGCUGGUCCCCAGCCGCACACCACUUCGAUCCAGGCCGCAAGAGCUGCUCCCGUCACCAAGAAGGUGACACUGGGCGCCGCAAAACCCGGCCGGCGGCGCACGGCACGGCGAGCCAGCGAUGUAGUGACCCAGGUGAGCCGUGCCGGGUCCGAGCCGGACCGUGACGUGGAACAUGACCCGGACCAUGACCUAGACCACGACCCAGACCCCGAGCCAGCCACAGAGGUUGCCAACCGGGUCAGUCCGCGCCGCAGCCAGGUACGCUCAGCGUUCCGGCGACCCGUGCUCGCUCAGCGGGCAAUCGGUGCACUGAAGUCGGCCGCGGCUGGAGAGACUGGCGGACGACCUCUCAAGGAGAGUGGAGCUCAGAAGACCGCCGCGGAAGGAGGGACUGCCGGUCAGCCGGCGGCGGAUGGCAGCACCGAUCAGAAGAAGGCGACAAAUGGCCGCAAUUUGAAUGCAGAGAGGACGGCGUCGGUGCCGGCGAAUGGGGACGUCUCUGGAGUCCCGGGGCCCCGCUCCACCCCCGCCCCGGUGUCUGACUCGGAGCGUCCGUCGGCUACGGCAGUCUGCCCGGCGACGGCAGCCACCGGCACGUGA